AUGAUUUAAAACAGAGUAUAAUAGAAAUGUUUAGAACAUUCUGAAGAUAUUGUGGCGAUUGAUGAAAGCGAGAAAGAUCUUUAAAAAAGAACAAUAUGUGCAACAUGUUUGACAAAUCUUUUGGCCAAAGGACAGAAAAAAUAAGUGAAAAAUAUAAAAGAUUCUAUUAAUCAGAUUAAUGAAUUUAAAUAAUUACUAAAAGAAAAUAGAUUAAAUUAUUUAGAGACUAUUCUAGAAAAUAUCAAUUAAUUUAAUGAUAGUGUUGAAUAAUUGAAAAAUUUUUAUAUCUAAUAAAUUGAAUAGAUAAUGUCUACUAUUAAAAAAUGGGGAGAAUCAAUCUAAAAUUUAGAAGAAGCUUUCAUUAAUAAAGUAUAAUAAUAAGAAUCAAUCGAUUAUUAAUUGUUUGUAGAGUUCGUUAAGUAAGAGGAAAAUGCUUCAAUUUAAAAAUAGGUUGAUUUUAAAGUUAAGAUCAAAAAUUUAUUACUAUCUCUGACCGAAACAGACUUAAUUAAAAAAAACUAAUUAUUACUUGAUAAUCAAUCUACACAACCAGUUUUAUUUGAGAAUAAGGAAUAUGGAGAGAAUAAAAAUAUAGAAAAAGUAUUAUUAUAAUAAAUUUAGGAACUUAAUAUUAUAUGUGAAGAUCAUAAUCAAAAAAUUAUUUUAUUUGAUCUUAGUAAAGAAAGAACAAGUUAUAAACGUAUUGGAUGUUUGGGAUGCUUAGAUGGUACCAAAAAUUAAUAUACUUCAAUUUAGAUAGCUCAUGAAAUUUGGUAAACAGUUCAAUAACAAAGAUUAUAAAAAAUGACUGAAAAUCAUGAUUAGAUUUAAAAUAAAGUAAACAAUCUUAAGUCUUAUUUAAAAAAAAUGUAAAAAGGAUUAGAUUCUGCAAUUGAGAACGCAACAAAUAAAAUAAAUGUCGUUUUUGAAGAUUAUUCUACUAAAGUCAAUAACUCAACCAACAAUUUUAAGAAUACAUCUUGGUAAAAUUUUUCUAAAGAGGAAAUCAUUGAAAUAGCUUAAGAUUUAAGCUAAAUUAGUACAUAAAAUGGUUUGUAAGAUCCAUUAUUAAACGAAUAUACUAAGUAAGAUAACUUAAUAAAUUAAUCUGUUUCAGAUGCUUUAUAAUUUUUUUAAGAAUGUUAUGGAAGUUAAUUAAAUAAAAUAAAGGGGUUAAUUGAUAAUUUAUAAAUUGUAAAUAGUAUUUAAAUUGAAUUGAAAGAAAGCACUAAAGAAUUAGAAUGUUAAAACACUAUAUUAACUAUUGAUUAAUAAUAAAAACAGCAAAAGAUCUAAGAGUUUAAAUAAACAAAUUAAUCUUAAUAAAAUUAAUAAUAUUUGAAUUCUAACUCUUAUAGUAUAGUACUAAAUAGUUCUAUAAAAUAAAAUGAAUAUUGUUAUGCAUUAGCUAUUAAUUAAGAUAAUUCUAUUUUAGUAGCUGGUUGUGAUAUGAAGAUCAAAGUAUUUGAAUUUUAAUAAGAAUAGUUGAAAUAAAUUCAACUUCUCAGUGAACACUUAAAUUUAGUUUUGACUUUGAAUUUUAUGUAGAAAUCGAAUUAAUUUAUAUCAGGAAGUUCAGAUAACUUAAUAAUAAUAUGGUUUAGGAAUGAAGAUAAUUAUUGGAUUUGCAAAUAAAAAUUAAAUGGCCAUUCAAGUUAUAUUUAUUGUUUAAUCUUAAACAAUGAUGAAAAUCUUAUUAUAUCUGGUAGUAAAGAUUCUGAAAUAAAAUUUUGGAUCAAGCAAAAUGAAUGGAAAUGUUGUUAAACAAUUACAGACCAUGAAAAUACUGUUUGUGGAUUAAGUUUGAAUGAUCAAUAGAAUAAAGUGAUCUCUUGUGGAUCUGAUAAAGUAAUAUUAAUAAUAGAACAGCCUGCAUUAAAUGAAAAAUGGAAUGUUAUAUAAAGAAUAACUGUUGAUGAUUUUGGAUAUCGAAUUUGCUUUAUUAAUGACAAUUUAUUCACAUUUUAACCAUAUUUAAAGGAGUUUAUGCAUAUUUAUGAAUUGAAUACAAUUAGUUAAUAGUUUUCAAAGACAAGAGAUUUAGCAGUCAGAUGUAAUUUUUAAGGAUGCAAUUAUUUAUAUCCUAAUUAAUACAUAAAGUCUAAAUGUUUGCUUACUAAUAAAAAUGGAUAGAAUCUUAAUUUGAUUAGGAUAUAGAAAAAUUAAGAUUUUAUAAUUGAAUAAGCUAUUGAAUUUGAAACAAAUUGUUUUUAUGGAUAUAUGAGUAAUGAUGGAAAAUAUCUGAUUACAUGGGAUAAUAAACAAUGUGAAUUUUAAAUUAGAAAAUAUUAAGAAAAAUGA
Paramecium sonneborni is the source of this 2301-nucleotide messenger RNA. The record is from the annotation of a GenBank genome assembly. NCBI's taxonomy places the organism in Eukaryota, Ciliophora, Oligohymenophorea, Peniculida, Parameciidae.